AUGAAAGUUCAACAAUAUCUUUAUCACGAAACUGUUUACCCCCAUAAAAAAGUCUUUGGGACGAGUUUAUGUAAUGCAAACAAGCAAGGCUCCAGACUGGAAGCUAAUAAUCAACCUUCAUCGUUUCGCUAUAAUUUUUAUAUUGAGCGAGCAGAAUUUACUGUUGGAGAAUAUGAUGGAAUGGAAAUGAGAAAUGCGAUAUGCCCGGCAUUUCCCUUUCUUCAUCUUCCUUCUCUUUCUGUUAACUUCUAUGACCCUGACCGCUAA
Clunio marinus is the source of this 267-nucleotide messenger RNA. The record is from the annotation of a GenBank genome assembly. NCBI's taxonomy places the organism in Eukaryota, Metazoa, Arthropoda, Insecta, Diptera, Chironomidae.